Botrytis sinoallii is the source of this 210-nucleotide messenger RNA. RefSeq lists its product as uncharacterized. NCBI's taxonomy places the organism in Eukaryota, Fungi, Ascomycota, Leotiomycetes, Helotiales, Sclerotiniaceae. The coding region runs from base 1 to 210 and encodes 69 amino acids. The record is from RefSeq and is a predicted model, not a curated record. The transcript has a single exon.
AUGCUUGAUGGUAAUCAGAACUCGGAUGCGCCAUGGGUACCAAUUCAAUAUGAUGCGCCAUCGCUGGGGCAUAAGAGAAUGAUGGAGAAGCUCAAUCAAGCUAUCGAACCUCCACCGCAAAUCCAACGUGAAAAUCGCUACCAGACGACAUAUCAGACGAGUCAGCCCAAUUGGCAAUAUAAGAUGAGAGAAGAAACAAAGAAGAAAUAA